AUGACUACAGCACAAGAGCAAUCCUGCUCUCUGGACGAUCUGAUUGCGCUCGCAGUCCUUUUCAACUCCUGCGUUCAGGCGUUCGGCCACCUGCAUCUUUCCAAUAGUUAUGACACUACACAGAAGCGUCUUCUUACUUGUCUCGGCAUCGAGCAAUCACGUUUGCUGAUCUGGGGUGAUGUUGUUGGCAUCUCCUCACCGCCGCCCACCGUUGCAACCCGCGCCGUCCCUCUACAGCCCGGCGACACAAAUCCAGAUCCAGAGUUGGCCAUUUAUUUUGGCAUCCGCGAUGCGCGCAUGGACGAACCUGAUAUGCGCCAAGCCAUCGAAGAAGCAUUGAAUCAUCUUCUGCGCCUGUUCACUCCCGGCGUCGGAGACUCCGAGAUGUACGAGCGGUACGGGCUGAAACCGCCGAAAAGGUCCAAUUCCUCGAUCGAGGCGCCAUUGGAUCCGAUCCGCAGCGAUGCCUUCAACGAGAAGUUCUCCCUGUUGCGUCAACUAUCGCCAGUUUGGCAAAGACAGACUUCCGUUGCGCUGCGGCACUGGACUAUAUCCGACGGGUCCAAGUUCUCCGCAUUCAUAAGCGCGGUGAAAGACAAGGUGGAGACCCUGGUACACAUGAUGGAUGUGGCGGAAAGAGUGGAUCGUGGAAUGAAGAUGGAUAUAAAAGGCUUUGGCUGGCAUCCAGAACCGGUGGGCGAUCGUGCCCGGCAAGACUGGGGGAGACUGCGCCUCAUACGGGAGGCGUGUCGCGAUACAUAUCCAGAAUACGCAGAUGCGGCCGACAAGGUACUUGCUUAUCUGAAUGAGCAGUUUCGGGAAAGCAGCGCCAGAAAGUACUCGGAACAUCAACCUGUCUCCCACACUACAACCGCCACCGCAUCUAGUACUAACAGCGGUGGCCACGGGGAACACGCGCCAUCGCCUAGCAAACCGCACUCUAAGCGCACAGGCUUUCUACGCUUUUUCAAGCAUUCCGACCGGGGAAAGAGCCGAGGCAACCAGAAAGACCGCAGCCAGAGCGUUGCGUCCGCCUCGUCCGCGGAAGGGGAACCUGCGCGCUCAAAAUCAGAAAGUCAUGACGUGGCAUCAAACGAGCUUUCUCCACCUUUAGAGCCACAGCGGUCGCUUUCGAUGUCCGCCGUUCCUAUUCCCCGGACUGUCGACGCAGCGGUACCAGAUCAGGGGGAUGUGGCACGCAUCAAGACCGCAGAUACAUCUUCCAAGGACCCAGGGAAGAAUGAUCUCUCACUAGUUGAGACGGUGGCUAGUCACGUGAGUAGACACGAUCAAUAUAGCAGUCCCUAUCAAGUGGAGACGAACCGCCUUCAGCGGUAG
Molecule: messenger RNA, 1338 nt
Organism: Coniosporium apollinis CBS 100218
Lineage: Eukaryota; Fungi; Ascomycota; Dothideomycetes
Exons: 1
Coding region: 1-1338 (445 amino acids)
Source: RefSeq, a predicted model, not a curated record